This is a messenger RNA of Fusarium poae, 1143 nucleotides long. RefSeq lists its product as uncharacterized. Gene Ontology annotation, molecular function: chromatin binding; protein binding; transcription coactivator activity. Gene Ontology annotation, cellular component: SAGA-type complex; nucleus. The coding region runs from base 1 to 1143 and encodes 380 amino acids. The record is from RefSeq and is a predicted model, not a curated record. NCBI's taxonomy places the organism in Eukaryota, Fungi, Ascomycota, Sordariomycetes, Hypocreales, Nectriaceae. The transcript has a single exon. Gene Ontology annotation, biological process: regulation of transcription by RNA polymerase II; chromatin remodeling.
AUGGCGUCCAAUUCCAUGGACCACGCACAAAGGAGCAGCCCAAUGGGCCCUCCCAAGUACCCUGCCUCAAAGGUCUACAACAACCAUCCUCACUUGAUGUCGCCUCCAGAUCACGUUCAAGAUAGUUUCCAUCACAGUCAAUACGAUACCGGAAAGUCAACAUCCUCUCAGACUGAUCGCGAGAAGCAACAACCAAUGCCAAUGUCUCCUCCAAUUUCUCCUUACAACCGUCCCGUCUCGACCGCAGAGGCUCCAACUGGGCCCUCUAAUGCAAUCAAGGACCCCCUUCUUUAUCCUGUCGACGAAGUACCGUCCAGCCCUGCUCAGCAGCCUCUCUUCGCCAACACUGAGUUUGAGCAAGACCAUGAUAAAAUCAUUGAUCAACAUAUUCGUGCUCGCUCUCAGUCCCCCGCAGCAUUUGGCAUGACUGCACCGCCGAAUCGUGAGCAUUAUCGUCUGGUUCUUUCCUUCAAAUCCCAAGUCAUGAGACACUAUCGACAAGAUCCCCUGGGCUGGCUCCGGCAGGAACGGCGCUACCUCCAAGAGGACCAAGCCGCUCGCAAUGCUCAUGGCAAACGUUUCCCAACGAUCAUGCCUGCCAAAACCUCAAAGGCACCUCGACAGCGCGGCGACCGGGUCCAGAAGCCCCAUUCCACCCCGCGGCCGAUCCGUACCCACCUUCCCGCUGGCCCCAGCCCUGGCGCCGGCAUCGUGCGACCAGCUCGUCGUGUUAGUGUCACUCCUGAGCCUCGUCGUGUCGUUCCUCCCAAUCGUGAGGAUAAGGACUUUGCCUCGCUGGAAAAUUACUGCCCACCUCUUGAUUCAUUGCCAAACAAACCCAAUAGUCUCAAGGUGGAGUGGAAGGGUCAGCCACUUGAUCUCAGCAACGAUCCUAACAAGAUACACCUUCAUCCAGAUGAAGUGUCCCUAGCAAGCAGUCUGCGCUUAGAUGCUGCCACCUACUUGACCAGCAAGAGACGUAUCUUCAUGUCACGGCUUGAAUGCUACCGUCGGAAGAAAGAGUUCCGCAAGACAGAUGCCCAACAGGCUUGUAAGAUUGACGUGAACAAAGCAUCCAAGCUGUGGACUGCUUUUGAAAAGGUCGGCUGGCUCAACCCGAAGUGGAUGGAACAGUACCUGUGA